Messenger RNA from Anastrepha ludens (Mexican fruit fly), 424 nucleotides. RefSeq lists its product as uncharacterized. Bases 71 to 424 code for a protein of 117 amino acids. NCBI's taxonomy places the organism in Eukaryota, Metazoa, Arthropoda, Insecta, Diptera, Tephritidae. Gene Ontology annotation, cellular component: EKC/KEOPS complex. The transcript has 2 exons. The record is from RefSeq and is a predicted model, not a curated record.
CAAACACUUUUGUUUCUACUCACUCUUCGGUAUAGGCGAUAAUGGAAUAGUGUUCACACAAACUGAAUUCAUGAUGCCUCUUCCAACAGAUGCAGGAUCGGAUGCACUUAAUGAAAAUAAUAAGAAGUCUGCUGAGGCUACCAUUAAAAUUCCUUUCGAGUCGGCAAAACGUGCGGAGAUAAUUUACCGUGUGCUAAGUGUUGAUAAAGAGCCGCGUCGUAAUUUUGUUCAGAAAGAAUUGAGGCUAUUGGGAGAUCAAAUAGAAGUUCACUUUAUAGCCGACCAAGUAAAGAGCCUGCGUACAGCUAUUACAUCCUUUUUUGGAUCUCUCUUGCUUUGUACUGAUACAAUCAAAGAAUUUUCGCCGAGUACUGAAGCAGCUAACAAUAAUGCCGGAACACACACCUGCGCCAACACCACAUAG